Messenger RNA from Eurytemora carolleeae, 2150 nucleotides. RefSeq lists its product as uncharacterized. The record is from RefSeq and is a predicted model, not a curated record. Lineage: Eukaryota; Metazoa; Arthropoda; Copepoda; Calanoida; Temoridae. Bases 72 to 1949 code for a protein of 625 amino acids. The transcript has 25 exons.
AAUUAUAUAAAACAAUGUUUAGUUGUAGUAAGAUGUGAGUGUGACACUGAAGUCUACAAUUUCUCUAAGAAAUGGACUUUAUGGUCAAAACAGUUUUUCUUCUUCUUAUCAUAAAACAGAACUUGUACAUUCUCUGUGUACCGGACUACUGGUCUGAAGAUUAUGAUCAAGGGAAAAAUUGCCAGGAUGAAGAUUUGAUUGUUAAAAUAGAAAAGAAAGAGGUAAAGGGGUUUUGCGAGGCAGCUGAUGGAAAUCUUAGUGAUUCACAGGUGUUUCAUGAAUGUAAGCUUAGUUUGGGGAAAACUCUGGCAGGACUGUGUGGAUCUACAGCAGUAGAAGAGGCUGGAAAAUUGUUGUUCUGUAAGAACGAUCAGCGGACAAUGUGCUGUUCCAGCAAUUUUACCUGUGUGGAAAAUUGGCUCGCCAUUAGUGAUCAUUUCAUCAAAACAGCAGUUGAUUUUCUAAAAGAUCAGAAAAAAUGGCUUGAAAAAGAAAAAACUAAAGGAUACGAGUCUUGUCAUUCACUUAAUACAAGUUUGGAUGCUAGCAUUUGUCAACAAGAUUGUGAAAAAUAUGAAAAAUCUACAUUUGCUACAAAUUGCAAGAAAGACGGAGGAUUUUUUAAAUGUUGCAUCAGGCGGGAUAAGGCAAACUGUCAUGAGUGUAGAUUUUGUUGCACAAUGCUCAUGUGCACGAUGAAUACUGAUAAAAAGGAGAGACACACUGUAUUUUCCAACUACAUUGUGAAUGAUAAUAAUACAGUGGAUUCUAACAAUAUAUCCUCAAAACAAGAAGCACAAGAACUCUUUUAUUUGACAAGUAUAUUGUAUAAAGCACCAGAUUACAGAUGUUUGAAUCCGACCAGUGAAAAGGACGCAACAAAGUGGGGAGCCUAUGACCCAACAGAACUAGUCAAUGCAAAAUCCAAGGAAGAACUUGAUAAGGUGAAUAGAAAUAAAGAGAUACAUUUCCGAGGUUUAAAAAAGGUGAAAACUUACCCUUUUGAUAAGAGGUUUAUGAAUUAUGAAGAUCCCGAAAUCUUGAAACUUAUGACAGAUUUACUCUAUAUGUUUUCUACUCUGGGAAUAGGGAAGAAUAAGAAAAGAAACUGGAAGGAAACAUAUGGUGUUGAUCAUGCAUCAAAAAAUACCAAGCAAGAAGCGAAUAAGGUCCUUCUUGAUUGUGUGAAAGCAGAGAACAGCAAGUUUGCCAAGAAAUGCAGAAAAAAUAAUGGAUUAUUCAAAUGCUGUCUGGGCGGAUGGAACCUAACUACCUUUCAUGACACAAGAAAGUAUUUGAAGAAACUAAAAUUGAUCAGCUCCGUUGAAGAAGAUUUGUGCGCAGAUGACAAUUGUUUUGUAAACGUAAAUGUGCAUUUUUGCGCUACACGGAACUCCGAGUCAGGGCUUGUUAAUUUGGAAUUCAAAACACCACUAGCCAACCCACUGGGAGGAGGAUGGUUUGGGAAUGCAGAGCAAAAUUCAAAACUGAAAUCCGAAUCCUUCGACUUGAGGCUGGGAUCCCGAGUACAAAACUGCCAAUACUUGGAUACUUGUGCACCAACCCCGGUUGCCUUUGAUACAACAAGUGUGUUCCUUCAUGCUUAUGACAGAGAUUCAUUCUGCGACCUAGGAAUGAAGGAUGUUUCUUACAGCAUCUCCUACAAGUCUGAUGAGACAAAGGAAGAAUGUAUGAAAAGAAAAUAUCCAAACAUCAGAAUUUGCCCAAAAGAAAAGUUCGAUAAAAAAGCAAAUUUACCAGAACGAGGAAGGAUAUUUACUGGAGCCAUGGAAACUCUGUGGAAGGAAAAUAAGAAGAAAAAUGUUAAAAACAAGAAAAACAAGAAAACACAAAAUGCAAGAGAAAAAAAUAUACGGGAGUUUCCCACAGAGGAUGAGGCUUUAGAGACGACUGUUCGGAAUUUAUUCGGUCUUUUUCUUAUAUAUUAAUGAUUUUCUGCAACUAUAAACUUUUCUCUUUCUUUUCCACAAAAUUAGAAAGGCCUUAAAAAGGCAGACGACUAAAUUUAACGCUGUAAUCGUCAGAUUAAAAAAAGCAGGCCGUUUUUACAGUCUUUUCCUUAGCGAUUCCUGUAUAUCCAACGUACAUUUACUGCAUACCCUCCAACUAAUCACUGGUUAUUGACAAAA